This is a messenger RNA of Seminavis robusta, 2591 nucleotides long. The record is from the annotation of a GenBank genome assembly. Lineage: Eukaryota; Bacillariophyta; Bacillariophyceae; Naviculales; Naviculaceae.
CGCCACCGCACUUUGCUGUGUUGCUGCUAAGUAUGCAUAAUAGCAAGCUAGACUAGCUAGUAUAGAUACCUGCAUCAACCUCUCUCUGCCCAGAGCAUUGUCGUCGAUCUGCAUGGUAUCAUGUCUAGCAUGAUUCCCACCGGAUCCACAGAGCCCGUGGCAUCGGCAGCAGAGAAAGCACAAGAGCCUGAUGCUGCGACGACUGAUGAGAUCUUGGCGCCGAAUCCUGCCGCCAGAGUCACCCCACCACCAUCGCCACCACUUGUUCUGGAAAAUGCAACUCCCACUAGUUCCACCGUUGCUACCCUUGAUGCUACCCAACCAAAUGCUGCUCCUGCCACUGUUGCUACCACCGUUGAUGCUACAGCUACCCUUGCUGCUACCCAACCCAAGAUUUUGUGUUUUGGCAUGUCGUAUACGUGCAUUCCCAAGUCCAUGUUAAAGCUCAAUGUUUCUUUCCAGGAAUGGUCGGAAGGACGCACCGAAGUGACACCUGCCGAUGUGGUCAAGGCAGUCCGCCAAAACUUGUUGACCGAAAUGGACGGUCGCGACAUGGCUCGGUGUAUCGCAACUGAAAAAACCUGUCAAGUGGAUGUCUUUACUGUCUCGCAAGAAAGGGCCGCCGUGUACGACGACACCCGACACUUGAAUGCCAAUUUCAAUCGUCAUCGAUUGAUUCAUCAGUUGUACACCAGUUUUGCCACGGACAAGGAGGGGAAUCGGCAAUCGACCAACAACGAUAACAACAAUGGCAGACGACAACAAUCGUCCUUUGAUGCCAAAUACACCAUUCGAUUUCGACAAGCUAUACUCGACUACUACUGGAUUCCACAAGGGUGGGAUAGCAAUCAUUGGUCUCCAUCCUUCUUUUCCGACAUUCUCGUUGGACUGGUCCAAAAGGGGAUGCUCGACAUGGAUGGCAACGACAACAACAGCAACCAACAGAUUCCCUGUGCCGUAUAUCUACCCUUUUGUUUUCACUGCUUUCGGCAAGUUGUCAAUGCACUCGAUUCACUCAAAAAGUAUUAUGCCAUUUCCUUUUUGAGAAAACCAAAUGAUUUGGGGGAAAACACUCUGUGGCGGGGAACUCAAACAAUUGACGCCGAAAUGAUGCAAACGCGUCUGGGAAAACGACGGGAUCAGGAAGAAGUAUAUUGCACUUUUGGAUACCAAGAGGUUGUCGAGGCCGCAACGGGUAUCAAGGAUGAAACCAAGGAUACUCUCUUGCAUAUACUGAAGAAAUUGGAAGACUUUGACGAUAUCCGCUUUCUGAAGUUGCGACCAUUGCGACAACAUCAUCCUACCCUAACGAUUCCAAAAGACCAGCAUGAAAAGGGGGGCUUGAAGGGAUUGGUGGAUCCACGUCGAGUCAAGCGUGGAUUUCGGGCAUCGUUGGGUGAUAGUGGCGACAACAGCAGCAGCAAAGUCGGUGCUCCGAAAAAUGAAAUUGUGAAAAACACCGGGGACGCGACUGGGAAUAACCACAACAAAGAUACGAAAAAGGCACCAAGGACACCUCGGGAGAAUAGCAAGAAAGCUCCACCGCCUCAUAUGGUUGCAACUAGCUUGAAGAGCAACCAUGCUUCCAAAAACGAAGCACUCCAUCCGGCAAGUUGUAAGAGGAGCCUAUCACAACAAUUCCGGAUCUGGGAAACUAUCAAGAAGAUGAAUUUUCCCAACGGCGCAGGGUCUCGCCCGACCAGAAGGGCGUCCUCCAACCAACAAACUAUCAAUGUGGAACAACAAUCUGCCGUCAAGCCAGGAUGCAAAAGAGUUGUUCCUCCGACAGUAACAACGACAGCGACGCCAUGGGCUCUACCGGUACCGGAAGCAAAGAGAAGAAAGUUGGCACGUGGUCGAAAGACCAGACGCGUACUCUUUUUUCGGAGCCAAGGCCAUAAUUCGCCGCGAUCGUGUUCCAACGACAAGACGCUGUCAUCUACACCAGCGUCCACGACAACGCGAUCGUCCUCUCGUGGGACACGAUCAUCCCCUCGCGGGGCACCCUUACCCGAACAAACAGCCCAACGUCUCCCCUCAAGGCUUGCCAGAGAACUGGCAUGGGACAUGUCGGAUCCAACACCUGAAAGACAAGAAGCAUCUCCUAGCACCCCAUGCACAAGAAGCACACGAUUGGUAUCGCCGUCACCGACAUCCGUGUUGUCCCCAAUGGUGGUGGAACAGCAUCCUUCAGCUCGUCGUUCUCUACUAGUGAUUGGUGCACAACAAAAGGCAAACGCAAGUUGUACUGUUGGGAAGAAAUCUCAGAGGACGGUCAUUGCUCGAGACGAUAUUCUGAUCCAUCACGACGCUCGUAGGAAUCAUGAACAUCUCGAAGGAGAGCACGACACGCAUGUCAGUGGGUUCGUCCCUCCAGAUUGGGGACCCAUUACGCAUCUGCGACAACAAGGCUUGGUAGAGUGGCCCAAUCCGAAACCUGUACAAGUAGCAUCGAAAGUGACGCCUUGCAGCUACAAGUGAGUCGCGACAGAAUGGAAGUGCCAACGAGCGAUGCAGACGAAUCCUGGGUUUUGUAGCGGUGUGAACUGUACUAGCUAGCUAAUCUUUUAAAAAAUUUAACGUCGUACCGU